Lepus europaeus (European hare) is the source of this 1751-nucleotide messenger RNA. It is a transcript of the gene PDLIM7, whose product is annotated as PDZ and LIM domain 7. Lineage: Eukaryota; Metazoa; Chordata; Mammalia; Lagomorpha; Leporidae. The coding region runs from base 122 to 1498 and encodes 458 amino acids. Gene Ontology annotation, biological process: heart development; muscle structure development; actin cytoskeleton organization. The record is from RefSeq and is a predicted model, not a curated record. The transcript is spliced from 13 exons. Gene Ontology annotation, cellular component: filamentous actin; stress fiber; adherens junction. Gene Ontology annotation, molecular function: muscle alpha-actinin binding; actin binding.
AGAGCCGGCCCCUGACUCACCCCGCCGCCCGAGGCUCCAGGCUGGCUCGGGGGGAAGCCGUGCCAAAUUAGUCCCACCCGUGGAUGCCGAGAACUUUAAGCCUGGGAAAGGAGCCGACACCAUGGACUCCUUCAAAGUACUGCUAGAGGGUCCAGCACCAUGGGGCUUCCGGCUGCAAGGAGGCAAGGACUUCAAUGUGCCCCUCUCCAUCUCCCGGCUCACUCCUGGCGGCAAAGCAGCGCAGGCGGGCGUGGCUGUGGGUGACUGGGUGCUGAGCAUCGACGGCGAGAACGCGGGCGGCCUCACGCACAUCGAAGCCCAGAACAAGAUCCGCGCUUGCGGGGAGCGCCUCAGCCUGGGCCUCAGCAGGGCUCAGCCGGCACAGAGCAAACCGCAGAAGGCCCUGGCCCCUGCCGCGGAUCCCCCGCGGUACACCUUUGCACCCAGCGCCUCCCUCAACAAGACGGCCCGGCCCUUUGGGGCGCCCCCGCCCGCUGACAGCGCCCCGCAGCAGAAUGGACAGCCGCUCAGGCCGCUGGUCCCGGACGCCAGCAAACAGCGGCUGAUGGAGGACACGGAAGACUGGCGGCCACGGCCCGGGACAGGCCAGUCGCGCUCCUUCCGCAUCCUUGCCCAGCUCACGGGCACCGAGUUCAUGCAAGACCCGGAUGAGGAACACCUGAAGAAGUCGAGCCAGGUGCCCAGGACAGAAAUCCCUGCCCCAGCCUCAACUACACCCCAGGAACCCUGGCCUGGCCCUACCACCCCCAGCGCUACCAGCCGCCCACCCUGGGCCGUGGACCCUGCAUUUGCUGAGCGCUACGCCCCGGACAAAACAAGCACGGUGCUGACCCGGCACAGCCAACCAGCCACGCCCACGCCUCUGCAGAACCGCACCUCCAUCGUGCAGGCCGCUGCCGGAGGGGGCACCGGAGGGGGCGGUGGCAGCAAUGGCAAGACUCCUGUGUGCCACCAGUGCCACAAGGUCAUCCGAGGCCGCUACCUGGUGGCGCUGGGCCACGCGUACCACCCCGAGGAGUUUGUGUGCAGCCAGUGUGGGAAGGUCCUGGAAGAGGGCGGCUUCUUCGAGGAGAAGGGUGCUAUCUUCUGCCCGCCGUGCUACGACGUGCGCUAUGCUCCCAGCUGUGCCAAGUGCAAGAAGAAGAUCACGGGCGAGAUCAUGCAUGCCCUGAAGAUGACCUGGCACGUGCACUGCUUCACCUGCACCGCCUGCAAGACGCCCAUUCGGAACAGGGCCUUCUACAUGGAGGAAGGGGCGCCCUACUGCGAGCGAGAUUAUGAGAAGAUGUUUGGCACCAAGUGCCGUGGCUGUGACUUCAAGAUCGACGCCGGGGACCGCUUCCUGGAGGCCCUAGGCUUCAGCUGGCACGACACCUGCUUUGUGUGUGCGAUAUGUCAGAUCAACCUGGAAGGGAAGACCUUCUACUCCAAGAAGGACAAGCCCCUGUGCAAGAGCCACGCCUUCUCUCACGUGUGAGCCCUCCUGCCCACGUCCACCUCUGUCCCACUCGGCCCAAGGCGUCUGGAGUCAUCGCCUGGCGUUUCGGGGUAGGGCUGGCAGUGGCUGCCCCAAAGCCCAACUCCUAGCCUGAGCCUGGGGUUCCAGAGCCUGGGGACCCUGUUCCAUCCCCUCACCUCCCCCCACACACUCCCUCCACCACAGUCACCGCUGCUGGCCACACCAGCCCCUGUUCACCUCCACUGCCACAAUAAACCUGUGUCCAGCUGCA